AGGAUUGAGGCGGUCUCCUGGAACCCACGUGUUUUCAUCUACCACAACUUCCUCACAGAUGGCGAGUGUAGGCACAUUAAGCGAACGGCAGCACCCAUGAUGAAGCGGAGCUCCGUCGUCGGUCAGAACGGCUCGUCUGUAACGGAUAACAUCCGUACGAGUUACGGCACGUUUAUAAGGCGCCGUCACGACCCCGUGAUAGAGCGUAUAUUGCGGCGGGUGGCUGCCUGGACAAAGGCGCCGCCGGAGAACCAGGAGGACCUGCAGGCAGGCAGGGGGGAGGGGGGGAGGGAGAAAGAGCGUGUUCUUCGGUACGGCAUCGGUCAAAAGUACGGCGCCCACAUGGACUCCCUCAUUGACGACAGCCCGCGCAUGGCCACGGUUUUGUUGUACUUGCACGACACCGAGGAGGGCGGUGAGACCGCCUUCCCGGACUCCUCUUCCUGGCUCACCCCCGAUCUGGCCACCCGCAUGGGACCCUUUUCGGAGUGCGCACAGGGGCAUGUGGCGUUCAGACCUAAGAAGGGCGACGCACUCAUGUUUUGGUCGAUCAAACCGGAUGGCACCCAUGACCCGCUUUCCAUGCAUACCGGCUGCCCCGUGGUGAAGGGAGUCAAAUGGACUGCCACAUCGUGGGUGCACUCCAUGCCGUACGCGUACGACCGCUACAUUUCGCACGACGGCGAACCCGGAGCAUGUACGGAUCUGCACGACAUGUGUACCGUGUGGGCGGCAGCCGGGGAGUGCGACAGGAACCCAGUCUACAUGAGCACUCAUUGCGGACCAUCUUGUAAAACCUGCGAGAAAUGCGCCUCCGAAACCGACUUGCCGUGCAUCAAUCGGAACCGAGAACGGUUAGGUUUCAUGGUGUACGAUCAGGCCGAGCUAGACGCGUGA
Volvox carteri f. nagariensis is the source of this 897-nucleotide messenger RNA. RefSeq lists its product as uncharacterized. Gene Ontology annotation, biological process: peptidyl-proline hydroxylation to 4-hydroxy-L-proline. The transcript is spliced from 9 exons. The record is from RefSeq and is a predicted model, not a curated record. The annotation marks the transcript as partial. Gene Ontology annotation, molecular function: iron ion binding; procollagen-proline 4-dioxygenase activity; L-ascorbic acid binding. Gene Ontology annotation, cellular component: endoplasmic reticulum. Lineage: Eukaryota; Viridiplantae; Chlorophyta; Chlorophyceae; Chlamydomonadales; Volvocaceae.